Boeremia exigua is the source of this 1893-nucleotide messenger RNA. RefSeq names its product sphinganine hydroxylase-like protein Sur2. The record is from RefSeq and is a predicted model, not a curated record. Gene Ontology annotation, biological process: lipid biosynthetic process. The coding region runs from base 314 to 1570 and encodes 418 amino acids. The transcript has 2 exons. Gene Ontology annotation, molecular function: iron ion binding; oxidoreductase activity. Lineage: Eukaryota; Fungi; Ascomycota; Dothideomycetes; Pleosporales; Didymellaceae.
CGGGAUUCGGACGGGAGACGGAAUCAUGAUGCGGCCUGCGCCUGUUUUCAGCAGCGCCUGCACCACUCUCACACGACCGGCCCCCGACUGCUCUGCCCACCAAAGCCUCUCCUUUCGAGCCCUGUAGAUCGACUGCCCCGCCAGGCGCCCCAGCUCCGCCCGCGACGCCGUUUCCCCCUAAUCUCCCUGUUCCGCGGCAUCCGACCGAGUGCGCAGCUUCAUUGCCCUCUGCCCUACACCCGUCAUACAUCGCGACCACCACCGCACCUUCACCGACACACUGCAUAGCCCGCCAACACACCACACCGCCGCCAUGGCGAGCAACGUCACCACACACGGCCUGCCUGCGCUGCCCGAAUACACGCUCACGCCGCUCACGCCGCUCGUCUCCUGGGCGUCGGACGCGACCAUCCAGACAGCCCUGCCAAUCAUCGCAUACUGGGGCGUCUCCCUCCUGUUCCACGUAAUCGAUGUCUACGACCUCUUCGCCAAGUACCGCCUGCACACGCCCGCCGAGGUCCUCAAGCGCAACCAUGUCACGCGAUGGGAGGUGUUCCGAGACGUAGUUCUACAGCAGGUCAUCCAGUCGGCCGCCAUGUUGGGCCUCUCAUACUACGACGAUGCGCCCACUACCGGCACAGCAGAGUACGACGUGGCCUGGUACGCUCAGAACCUGCGUGUCGCCCAGCGUGCUGUCCCUUUCGUCCUCUCUCUCGCUGGAUUCGACCCGACCGCGCUGGCCUCCAAGCUGUCUGCAGCACAGCCCACCUUGGCAGCCGUCAUUGCCGGCGGACAGUACCCUGGGCUGACUGCAUUCGCUUCGUGGGAGCUCAAUGUAGCCAAUUUCCUGUACUGGUACGCCGUGCCUGCGCUCCAGUUCAUGGCUGCCAUCGUCAUCAUCGACGCCUGGGAGUACAUGCUGCACCGCGCGAUGCACAUGAACAAAUGGCUCUACGUGACCUUCCACUCACGCCACCACCGCCUCUACGUCCCCUACGCGUACGGCGCUCUAUACAACCACCCACUCGAGGGCUUCGCUCUCGACACACUGGGCGGCGGCCUUGGAUACCUGCUCACAGGAAUGUCAAUGCGCCAGUCCAUGUGGUUCUUCACCGGAUCAACCAUCAAGACCGUGCUUGAUCACAGCGGUUACGAGUUUCCAUACGACCCACUCCACUUCAUCUUCCCCAACAACGCGGCCUACCACGACAUCCACCACCAGAGUUGGGGCAUCAAGACCAACUUCUCGCAACCCUUUUUCGUCUACCUCGACCGCAUUGGCGGGACCAUGUACAAGGGCGACACAGCAUCAAAGUACGAGCGUGCACGUCGCACUGCGCAGGAAAAGUUUGACCAAGAGAAGGAGAACGAGCUCAACGCAGUCUUGGCAGACGCUGCUACAAGCGACGAGAGUCUGCGGGCGCAGGGCGCCUCGACACCACGCAUUUCACGGAAGAAAGCACUAAGCAUCUCGUCCUCGGCAGGAAACUUCAAAGACCUGACAAACAAAGUCAAUCAGAAUCUGCACGGCAGAGGAGCUGGCGUCCUCCGGGCUGAGAGCUCACGUUAACGCGGCAUUCCCUCGCCUUUCUGCAUACAUGCAUUUGCGAUACCUAAUGUAUAGUUCCGGUACACAAUCUUCGCCUUCAACUGUAUUACUUCGUUUAACAUUUCUUCAACAUCUUUCUUGCCCGGCGUGGCAUUUUUAGCCCAUUUUACUUGAUGGCUAGAAACUCUUCAUUCGCUUCAUGGGUUUUAUGAGGUCUGGAUUGGCGCAUGGGCGAUUGGAUCACAAUACUCAAUCGAAUCUGUUCUUAGUAUAUGCUCAUGUGUGGAUCUUUUGCGAUUGAACUGGAUGAAACCAUGCUGAUCGGAACUAGAGCGUCUAUUCGA